GCGGCGCCUGCCGCCGCGGCAGCGCCCCCGCUGGCGCCAGCGGAGGCUGCCGCUGCCGCGGCGGCCAAGAGGGAGAGGAAGCGGAAGCGGAGGGCGGAGCAAGAUGUCGCGCCGCCGGCGGCCGCUCUGGAGGCGCCUGCGGUCGCAGAAGCGCCAGGGCCGGCAGUUCUCGCCCCAGCGAAGACGGCCAAGGAGAAGAAGCGGAAAGAGGCGAAGGCGGCCAAAGAGCUGGUGGUGCCAGAGGAGAAGGUUGAGCUUCCGGCCAAGGCCGCAAAAGUGCCGAAGGCGCCAAAGGUGUUGCGUGAGGACUCCGGCAGCGAUGCGUCUGGAAGUUCGGAGGACGCGAAGCCGCAGAGGAAGAAGGGCAAGGAGAAGCGAUCGGACGUGAAGAUUGACUCCUCGGACCUCGAGACGCCCGAGGAGAAGGCGGCAAAAGAGAAGGCGAGGAGGAAAAAGGCCGCCAAGGAGGAGCAGGAAAAGAAGAAGCGAAAGAAGGAGAAGGAGAAGGAGAAGAAGAAACGCGAGAAGGAGCGCGCCCGCGAGAAGCUGAAGGGCGGCCUGCACGCCGGCCUCCCCUACAUGCCGUCGGGGCUCAUGCCGGGAAUGCCCGGCCCGCAGAUGGGCAUGCCCCCGGGCAUGUUCCCGCAGAUGGGCAUGCCUCCGGGCAUGAGCUAUGCGGCUGCGGUGCACAUGUUCGGGCCUGCCAUCGCGGCGCGCAUGAUGGCCAUGCAGCGCCCAGGCAUGCCGGGCAUGAUGCUGGGGCAGGGCAUGGGCCCCAUGAUGGUAGCGCCGGGCGUGGGCCACGCGGGCAGCGGGCCCGCGGGAGGACCGGGCUGGGGCCGCGCUGGCCCGCUGCCAGGAGCGCUGGGAGCGCGGCCGAGGCUGAGCGCGAAGGACAGUGGGCCCGUCGCCAAGGACGCCGCGGCGGUGGCGAAGGACGCCGAGGGCGUCCAGGUGGCUCGGAUGCUGCGGUCGCCGUCGCCGGAGCAGGUUCGCGAGCCCAUCGAGCCGCCACCUGGCAUGCGGUCCCCAGAGGAGCCGCCGCCAGGCAUCGAGUCCCCCGUGUCCGGCGAGUUCAUCCGCCCGGGGAUCAACCUCUCGGCGAUGGCCAACCUCGACGCCGGCGUGCGGCUGCCGAGCCGCGGCGCGGGCGCCUGGCGAGAGGCGCAGGAUGGGCGGUCCAUCGAGGAGCUCCAGAACGAGCUGCAGGUGGAGACUCAGACCAUGGCCACGCAGACGGAGGCGGUCGACGAGGACGACCUCGGGGACGAGGUCGCCGAGCGCUGGUUUGCCGGCUACGCUCUGGAGGGCGCAGGCCUGCUCUCCAGGGCGGCGGCCGAGGGCGCCCAGGCAGCGGCAGCGGGCGACUCGGACGCGGCGGGAGGCGCGGAGCGGCCCGAUCGCGAGGAGGGCCAACUGCGCCGGCAGCUCCAGCGGCACGCCGCGGAGGCGGCCGGGGCUCAGCAGGAGGCCGCGGCCGAGGGAGGAGCGAACAGCAGCUCGUCCUCCUCCAGCGACUCGGACACCAGCGACUCCGAGGCGCGCAGGCAGCGCGCCACCUCCUCGGAGGAGGAGCAGCCGGCUGCGCUGGCCCCCGCGGCGCCCGCCCCCGCCGGCGCCGCUGGCGCCGCCCGGGCGCCGCUGGUCGAUCCGAGGCAGGUCGGGGCCCUGGCGCUGCAGAGGGCCGCGGGGAGAGUCUCAGCACCCGACCGCCUGCUGCAGGCGCGCGGGCCGGCGCGCGAGCGCGAGCGCGAGCGGCUGCUCCACGAGCUCCGCGCGCUGCAGGUGCGGCGCGGGCAGGUGUCAUUCCGCAGAGGGCAUCUGCACACCACCGCCGUGCCUCGGCCGGCCGGGCGCGUGCGCGGCGACCCGGCCCAGGCCGAGCCGCCGCCAGCGCCGUCGGCGCAGCCGGAGUCGGACCAGGUGGAGGCCCUGGACGAGGUGGCGCGGGAGCUGGAGCGCCUCCUCGGCCUCUACCGCUGCGUGGCCGGCCCUGUGUCCGGCGAGGCCAUGGCAUCGGAUGGCGGCCAGAGCGCCUCAGACUGGGUGCUGCGGCACAACCUCAUCGAGCGCCUCCAGAAGGAACGGAUCGUUGUUGUGCCACAUUUCUUGCCACCGCAGCUUGCAGACGCGACCCUCCAGCACCUCAGGGGCGAGGCAGCUGAUCUCACCUGGGACAGGUUUGGGCGCGGCAGCUUCCAGCACUGCUGCCUGGAGAGGCUGCCUGCGCUGGACGGCGUCUACAGGCUCUUGCGCCUGGCGGCCGGGGGCCUGUGGGCGAUGUUCAGCGCGGGACGGUAUUCGAGGGGGCAUUUCUUGCCCGCGCACAACGACAAAGCCUACGUCCACGUCAACGCGGGAGAUGGUGUUCGGGCGCUGCACAGCCGAGGGUAUGCUGGGAUUCUCUACCUGACGAAGGAUUGGCGGGAGGAAGACGGCGGUGCAUUCGUCGACAUCGAAACUGGGGACACCGUUGUGCCUGAGUUCAACAAGCUUGUUGCCUUCAGGGUUCCUCUAUGGCACGAGGUCACUGCGGUUGUUGGCUCGAGGCCGAGAUAUUCACUCUUCGGUUGGUGGCUGCUGCCCGGAAGGCAAUACGACUUCCCCGGGGCCCCACGAUCCUUGAGUUCAACGUGCCCGGCCGGUGGCUGCGGGGAGGAGGGCUUUCUGAGUGAAGUGCGCGCGCGCCUGCAUUCUGGUUCUGGCACGCAGUCCUCCUCGUCCUCCUCGUCCUCCCCGCACCGGUGUCCGACCCCCAGGUCCUCCUCUGUCCCCCCCUCCACGCACUCUUGGCCCCUGGGAGCAGCCUUCCAUCCCCAGGACCGUCGCAAGAUGACCUGUGAUAAAGAGCUGUCUGGGCUAGAGCUUUAA
Prorocentrum cordatum is the source of this 2871-nucleotide messenger RNA. NCBI's taxonomy places the organism in Eukaryota, Dinophyceae, Prorocentrales, Prorocentraceae. The record is from the annotation of a GenBank genome assembly.